AUGAGAGAAAAUAUAAUUCUUCUUAAAAUUGAAAAUAUUCAUUUUGCCAUUCUCUUUGCUAAACUUUCUUCAACUCUCAAUCCAAUUUUCUGGAAAUCUAUAUAUAGACUUGGAUCUCUACAAAAACUUAAAGUAUCUAGUAUGUGA
This is a messenger RNA of Dentiscutata erythropus, 147 nucleotides long. The record is from the annotation of a GenBank genome assembly. Lineage: Eukaryota; Fungi; Glomeromycota; Glomeromycetes; Diversisporales; Gigasporaceae.